UCAAAAAUCACAUUUAUCUCAUUUCCUACAUCACAAACGAUGCCGCUUGCUAAAGAUUUAUUAAAUCCUUCUCCUGAAGAUGAAAGAAGAAAAUGUAAAUUAAAGCGAUUAGUUCAGCAUCCUAAUUCAUAUUUUAUGGAUGUUAAAUGUCCAGGAUGUUACAAGAUAACGACAGUAUUUAGCCAUGCACAGUCUGUUGUUGAAUGUCAUGGAUGUUCCUAUAUGCUAUGUCAUCCAACAGGUGGAAAAGCACAUCUAACAGAAGGUUGUUCAUUUAGAAAAAAACAAUCAUAAGAUCAAGUCCAAUACUAGAUGUUUGUCAUGCUGAAAUAUUAUAUUUAUUUAAGAUUAUAUACAUGUUUGGUAUAACUUAUGAAUGAAGAUUAAAAUAAAAAAACUUG
Messenger RNA from Gordionus sp. m RMFG-2023, 401 nucleotides. Its product is annotated as small ribosomal subunit protein eS27-like. Gene Ontology annotation, cellular component: cytosolic small ribosomal subunit; ribosome. Bases 40 to 294 code for a protein of 84 amino acids. NCBI's taxonomy places the organism in Eukaryota, Metazoa, Nematomorpha, Gordioida, Chordodea, Parachordodidae. Gene Ontology annotation, molecular function: RNA binding; structural constituent of ribosome. The record is from RefSeq and is a predicted model, not a curated record. Gene Ontology annotation, biological process: translation; ribosomal small subunit assembly. The transcript is spliced from 4 exons.